Ustilaginoidea virens is the source of this 483-nucleotide messenger RNA. RefSeq lists its product as uncharacterized. The record is from RefSeq and is a predicted model, not a curated record. The coding region runs from base 1 to 483 and encodes 160 amino acids. The transcript has a single exon. Lineage: Eukaryota; Fungi; Ascomycota; Sordariomycetes; Hypocreales; Clavicipitaceae.
AUGGGGGGACGUUUUCCUUUGGUCACUUUCGUCCCUGUCACCAUCUGGUUUUAUCGCCGUCGACCGUCCGAGAUUUCAAACAAAAGCGAUGCCGCAAGCGAUUCUCGAGAAGGGGCGUCACAGGAAGCUGCCAUACUCCCGUCAUUCACGACCAGCAAGGCGACGGGCUUUUGCUACGAACGGAACACACGCGUACUCGUGGCGUGCACGCCUUCCGACACUUGCGGCGAGGCUCGGCCCACCAGGCAUUAUGCCGGCAAUGCCUGCUACACCUACACACAGUACAGCUCGACUUGCCGCGACGACUCAAGGCUCGAUCGAUGGUGUCGUAACGUAGCACACGUGAGGCAUGGGGUCUUGCCGAAGAUGGCGAAGGCUCGGGCGGAGGAAGCACGAGGACAAAUGGCUGACGCAGGCUCGGGCGUGACUAUAUAUACAGUCUUUGAUAUGAGCGCAGCAACGCAUCUUGAGCUGCCCGUCUAG